Molecule: messenger RNA, 2164 nt
Organism: Microcebus murinus (gray mouse lemur)
Lineage: Eukaryota; Metazoa; Chordata; Mammalia; Primates; Cheirogaleidae
Gene: SERPINB2
Product: serpin family B member 2
Biological process (GO): negative regulation of endopeptidase activity; negative regulation of apoptotic process
Molecular function (GO): serine-type endopeptidase inhibitor activity
Source: RefSeq, a predicted model, not a curated record
ACUCUCAGAGGAGCAGUUCUUGUAAGACGGCAACUCAGAGAAUAACAAGAUUGAAACAAUGGCAGACCUUUAUGUGGCAAAUACAAUCUUUGCCCUCAAUUUCUUCAAGCAUCUGGCACAACUGAGCCCCACCCAGAACCUCUUCUUCUCUCCAUGGAGCAUUUCAUCCACCAUGGCCAUGGUCUACAUGGGCUCCAGGGGCAACACCGAAGACCAGAUGGCCAAGGUAUUUCAGUUUAACAAAGUCGGAGGCCAUGAAGUCAGCCCAGUGACCCCAGAGAACUUCACCGGUUGUGAAUUCACGCAGCAGGUCCAGAAGGAGGCUUAUCCUGAUGCUAUUUUGCAGGCACAAGCCGGAUAUAAAAUCCAUUCAUCCUUCCGCUCUCUCAGCUCUGCCAUCAAUGCGUCCAAAGGGGGUUAUUUAUUGGAAAGUGCCAAUAAGCUGUUUGGAGAGAAGUCUGCAAGAUUCAAGGAAGAAUUCAUGCAACUCUGUAAGAAAUAUUACUCUGCAGAACCCCAGGCAAUUGACUUCCUAGAAUGCGCAGAAGCAGCCAGAAAAAAGAUUAAUUCCUGGGUAGAGACUGAAACAAAAGGUAAAAUUCCAAACCUGUUACCUGAAGGGUCUGUAGAUGCGGAGACCAGGAUGGUCCUGGUGAAUACUGUCUACUUCAAAGGAAAGUGGAAAACUCCAUUUGAGAAGAAACUGGAUGGGCUUUAUCCCUUCCGUGUGAACUCGACUCAGCGUAUACCUGUACAGAUGAUGGUCUUGCAUGAAAAGCUGAACAUUGGAUACAUAAAAGACCUGAAGACUCAGAUUCUAGAACUCCCAUAUGCUGGAGAUGUCAGCAUGUUCCUGUUACUUCCAGAUGGAAUUGCUGAUGUGUCCACAGGCUUGGAGUUGCUGGAAAAUGAAAUAACCUAUGACAAACUCUACAAGUGGAUCAGCAAAGACACCAUGGUGGAAGAUGAUGUUGAGGUGUACAUUCCCCGGUUCAAAUUAGAAGAGCAUUAUGAACUCAAACCCAUUCUGAGAAGCAUGGGCAUGGAUGAUGCCUUCAGCAAGAGCCAGGCCAAUUUCUUAGGCAUGUCAGAGAGGAAUGACCUGUUUCUUUCAGAAGUGUUCCACCAAGCCACGGUGGAUGUUAAUGAGGAGGGAACUGAGGCAGCUGCUGGCACUGGAGGUGUUAUGACAGGGAGAACUGGUCACGGAGGCCCGCAGUUUGUGGCAGAUCAUCCUUUUCUUUUUUUUGUCUUGCACAAAGUGACCAAGAUCAUUUUAUUUUGGGGCAGGUUUUCCUUACCCCAAAAUUGAAGAGUUCUAUUCCUGCACAGGAUUUUGUAGCAUGAGCUAUAAUCCUCAGAACUGCUAUCUCAAGUGCCAAAAAUUUAGAGACUUUUUCUACAUAUUUCUGUUCUUCUGAACAACUUCUGCUACAUACUAAAUAUAAACACAGAAAUGACUAGACAAUUGUCAAUCAUAAUACGACAACCCUAUUAAUCCUUUGGUUUUGUAACAUGGCAUGAUGCCCAUUUGGUUUUUCUUAGUUUAUUUUACAGUAUCAACUUUUUAUUUAUUAUUUUAUAUAUUGACAGAUUUUUUUAUUAUUGCUCAGUAUAUUUAAUGUAACUGAUAAAGUUACAGAAGCAGGUGAUCAGUUACUUUUCUAUCUAAAGAAAUUCAUUUACUUAUUUUUAUAAUAAAGGAUGAGUAGGAGACCCUCCACACCCUUCUAUGAUAAAUACCUAGAAGAAAGCAUUGAACAAUUGGCAGACAUAGUUAUGUGACUUUCUAGCAUUAUGCAUAUGUGUCUGUGACUUAUAUAAAAUUGCAAAUAUAUAAUAAACAUAUUUCCACACAACCAUAUGUUUGUUGUCACUCUGUUAGGUCUGCAGAUCAUAAGACCUGUUAUACCUUGAUUCCCAGGAGUUCAGCAUCAUGGCUUGAUUGUGGAAACCCACAAACAAUAGACAGGAUAAAGGAUCCAAGGGGGUAACCACCCUCUUGUAAGAAUAUGCAGUAUUGAAAGUGAGUGGGAUAGGGUUGUAUAAAAAAUAGAUGAGAGCUGCCUUCUCAUAGCAGCAAAAGGCAUAGCAAUUCAGAAUAGUCUAGGUCAGAAUGAGGAGACCAGUGUCUAAACCUCAAGGACACCAGAAAGAACCACCA